UCCUCGGCGCUUCAACAGCUCCAUCUCUGGCAGGUGGUGCCUGUUCUCAUGAGGAGUCUGUAACGUUUAGGAAGAACCCGGGGGUAGUAAUAGGAAAUCACCGUGCCCUGCCUUUCUUUUUUUUUUAAUUCUUUUUUUUUUGUUUGUUUUUGCUUUUUAAAUUUUGUUCGGGGUUUUUUUUUGUCCCCGAACCGCUCUCUUCCGUGUGCGUGUGGUGCCAAAUCAAUGUGCGUUUGUGCCGAUGGAGCUCCAAAUGCGGUGUCUCUCCUCUCCUCCCCCUUCAGAGCCAGCUACUUUCUGUUUUGUGGUGCAGUGAGGGAGCCCGAUGUCUCUGAAACGCGGCGUGAGCCCUGUGCCUGCAAUGUGAGCGAAGGGGGGAAAAGGGACUGAAUAAAGAUGUUGAUACUUUAUCAGCUGCUGCCGCCUCUGUCGCUGCACGUAAACACAGACUGAACAGCCCCGGGUCGUUGUAGCAACAAGCUUUUAUUAUUCCUUUGGAAGGCUUUUCCCGUUUAUUAUUAUUAUUAUUUUUUUUUUUGGUAAGAUUGGGAAGUGAUUGUGCUUUUUUUGGUGGGGGGAGAGAGGGGGGGGGGCGACUUUGAUUGUGUUUCCUACGGCGGAGCCCUGGUCAUGAUGAAGCGCGUCUGAAAAAGAGACUUACAAAAAAAAAAUGAGGAAGCAUUUUUCAAAAGACACAAAAAAGACAGAGGCCUCUUCCUUUGUAGGCCCCGAUCUGGGCUGAAAAGAGGGGCGAAGAAACAGCCCGAUGAACAAAAAGGCGAGUAAAAUGGGACACGAGAAGACACGCGAGGAAAAGAGAAGAAGAUACAUUUUAUUCAUGCCCGCUGUCCACGCAAGUCCGCUGUCUUUCCGAACAAAAAGUACUUUUUGUCUUUAACAUAAAACUGAUUAUUUCAGGAAAAAAAUUAAAAGGAAGACCGCCUGUUUAUGGGGGCUUCAUAACGUUUUUUUAAUUUUUUUUUUGGUGCGCUUCGGCUAUUUAUUUAUUUUUUAAUUGUUAUUUUUUUAAUUUAUUCCCCCCCCCGCGGUUGUUAUCCUUCUGCCUCUCUCGACUUCUCCUCGACCCCGGAGUUCAAUGGAAGUAUGUUACCAGCUGCCGGUGUUGCCUCUGGACAGGCCGGUCCCCAAGCACGUCCUCAGCCGCAGAGGAGCCAUCAGCUUCAGUUCCAGCUCGUCUCUCUUCGGCGGCCCGGACCCCCGGCAGCUAUCGCAGAGACGUGGAGCAAUCUCCUAUGAUAGUUCUGAUCAGACUGCUCUGUAUAUUCGUAUGCUAGGAGAUGUGAGAGUACGAAGCCGGUUGGGAUUUGAACCAGAACGACGGGGCUCUCAUCCGUACCUGUACAUCGACUUCCGAAUUUUGCACUCCCGCCCCGAGUCUGCGGGCCCUUUGUCUGCCAGGAAGGUCCGCCGGCUGUUGAGUUUCCAGAGGUACCUGCACUCCUCGCGUUUCUUCCGGGGCGCCCCUCCCCAGAACCCCCUCUACAUCCUGGACGACGACUACACCGGCCAAGCCAAGUGUAUGCUGGAAAAAGUUGGAAGCUGGAACUUCGACAUAUUUCUGUUUGACAGGCUAACAAAUGGAAACAGCCUGGUCUCCCUGACUUUUCAUUUGUUUAACCAGUAUGGACUGAUUGAUCUCUUCCAAUUAGACAUGGUAAAACUCCGUAGAUUUUUAGUAAUGGUUCAAGAAGACUACCACAGUCAAAACCCGUAUCACAAUGCUGUUCAUGCUGCUGAUGUGACUCAGGCCAUGCACUGUUAUUUAAAGGAGCCCAAGCUUUCCAAAUCCCUCACUUCAUGGGAUAUCCUCCUGGGUCUGUUGGCAGCUGCAACACAUGACUUGGACCACCCAGGAGUUAAUCAGCCUUUCCUCAUCAAAACAAAUCAUUACUUAGCAGCUCUAUACAAGAAUACCUCAGUUCUAGAGAAUCACCACUGGAGGUCAGCAGUGGGCCUGCUGAGAGAGUCGGGGUUGUUUGCACAUCUUCCUGUUGAAGACAGGCUGAAGAUGGAGAGUCAACUGGGCUCCCUGAUUUUGGCCACUGAUAUCAGCAGACAGAACGACUACCUGGCACAAUUCAGAACACAUCUGGACAAGGGAGACCUAUGCUUAGGAAAUGCAGGUCACAGGCAUUUUAUCCUCCAGAUGGCUCUGAAGUGCGCAGAUAUCUGUAACCCAUGCAGACCUUGGAGACUGAGUAAGCAAUGGAGUGAAAAAGUGACAGAGGAAUUCUUCCACCAAGGCGACAUUGAAAAGAAAUACAAACUUGAUGUCAGCCCACUUUGUGAUAGUCAAACAGACACUGUUGAAAAUAUUCAAAUAGGCUUUAUGACCUAUGUGGCGGAGCCUCUGUUUGUGGAGUGGGGUCGCUUCUCAGAUACGCGUCUGUCUCAAACCAUGCUGGGGUACCUGGGACUGAAUAAAGCCAGCUGGAGGGGGAAGCUGCAGGAGCAGACCAGCAGCGGGGAUGACACUGACCCAGCCUUGGAGGAAACGGACUCUGAAGUAUUACCUCAGGGAAGCAAGGAGUUAUGACUCUCCGCCGAGACCUGGCCAGACAGGGCAGAAGUGUCAGAGGGGUAUAGGAAUGGAUUGGGACUUAAGUGCCAUCACUUAAUGGAACACCUUUGCCAGAGUUCAGUUUGCAUGCCUCUCAGCUAUUAAAACCACUGAUUUUAUUUUAUCCCUUGACAUAGAGCAAUACAUAGAUACCUCAUUUUGCUUCUGCUGUUUUAUUUAUUCUCCAUUCUUUUCUGCAUUAUUCACUGAAUACAUAACCCUUUUAACCGAGAGCUAAAGGGAACAGUAUAAGAAACAUGUUGUGGUAAAGUGCCAUUUGUAAACUUUUUAAAAAAUUCUUUAAACUGUUCUAAUAACCUUGAGUAUUUAGAUUACUGGCUGUCAAAGACUGCACAGACAACCUAAGUAUGUUCAAUUUUAAAGGUUUCGUUUUCCUUGUGUUAAAAUGUGAAAAGCCCGCUCCUUUUGCUGCCUCUAUGAAGACUGUUUACAAAUGUCUUUUUGUAUUGUUUUAUAAGUUAAAUGUUGGUUCUGUAAUUGCCUUUAAGCACAGGUGUCAAGAACCACUUUCAUGGGGGAUUUUAUCCUACUGAUGACAUACAGUACAGUACAAACUUCAGACUGCAGCUGUAACAAACACCAGAUGCCAUAAACCCUGCAAUGCUCCAUUGUUUUUUUUGUUCUUGCACUGUGAAACUCUUUGGACGCACAGCCCAGGUUUCAGUCUACAAGGUACUGGGAAUAUGGCCUUUUCCCUGGAUUUCGAAACGGGGAGCAGAACGCUGGCUUUCUUUCGGAAUAUCGUUGCUCUUUCAGUGGUGGCAAAGCAUGUAGCUGUCACUGUCCUUAACACUUGAACAACUGUUCUUUCAUUAAAAACAUCAGAACUGAAUUAACACAUUUAGCUCAGGGUGUUGCCAAUUUAUCUGGAAGAAAUUAAGGGGGGAGCAUGACGCCUUUAAAAGCAGGAAGGCUCGUCCCUUUUCAAGGCAAAGAAACACAUUUACUGAAGCUGAAGAAUGUGACAAUUUCAACGAGAAAAUGCAUUGAAAUGCAACCUGGAAGACUGCAACAGAUGCCUUAAAACUAUGCACAAAAGCUAAGUGACCAAACCAGUUUUUAUUUUCAUGAAGUGCUGUUUAUUGUUCUCUUAAUGCAUUGUCCACCUGUUGGCCUUUAGUGUGACAAAAUUUGAACAUUUUUGUAAUAAAAUUGAAGAAUGAUUUAUUUUAAGCAUCAAACAUUCCAUGUUUUGUAUUUUAAAUUUAGUUCUGUACAGAUAGCACAAUUGUGUUGGUUUUGUUUGUUGUUUUAAAUGAUAACAGGUGCUUUUCUUAUUUUAGGUAAUGUUUUUUGUUAUUACUGUAAAAGACUGUUUGAUGAACCUGUUUACAAUUUGUUGUAACAGCCAUUUUGGGGAGAAUACUUCAGCAUCAAGCCAUUUUGUAUAGGCUUUGCCAUAUUGACCUUUUGAUACAUGCCUGUUGCAGUUACAUUUUGAUGAAUAAAACAAGCUGACAAAUUU
Molecule: messenger RNA, 4067 nt
Organism: Lepisosteus oculatus (spotted gar)
Lineage: Eukaryota; Metazoa; Chordata; Actinopteri; Semionotiformes; Lepisosteidae
Gene: pde7a
Product: phosphodiesterase 7A
Molecular function (GO): 3',5'-cyclic-AMP phosphodiesterase activity
Source: RefSeq, a predicted model, not a curated record